Molecule: messenger RNA, 809 nt
Organism: Vanrija pseudolonga
Lineage: Eukaryota; Fungi; Basidiomycota; Tremellomycetes; Trichosporonales; Trichosporonaceae
Exons: 5
Coding region: 93-704 (203 amino acids)
Source: RefSeq, a predicted model, not a curated record
GUCUGCACCACUCUACCACAAACAACAACAACCGCGCCUGCUUUCCACCGAUCCAACCUUUUGCCUUUGUUUCUCAACCCACCACCACCACCAUGGCCGCACUGCAGGAAGAAUCACUAGAGGGCAACGUGUCAACAGAGUACCUCUCUGGCGCCGCGCUUAGCUCGGUCCUUCGCGAUGUCGGCGCGACACUCACGCCCGAAGACGAGCUCGAGGACAUUGCCAAGGCCGAAGCCGCCGUCAACGCCAAGGACAACGAGCGCAAGGCGGUGGUCGACAAGCUGCAGGAUGACCUGAAUGCCCUCAUCCACAAGCUACAGGCUGCGACGGCGGCAGCACAGCGCCCCGAGGGCCAGCCGAGCGCACAAGAGCACGAGAUCCACGUUCGCCAGCUCGAGCAGCAGCAGUACGCGUCGCACAAGGCGCUGAGAGACGAGCAGGAGGGCGUCACCAAGCGCGAGAGCGAACUCGCGCGCACGCGGGCCGAGCGGGACAAGGUGCGCGCAUGGGAUGUUGGCGCGGGCGCGGGGAAUGCAGGCCAGGUUGUCCGCCUCGAGCUGUUCAAGGGCCUCGGGUUCAGCAUGCUCGGCGACAAGAUCCUCGUCCGCAACGACGCCAAGCCCGACGUCAACGUCGUGGCGCUCGACGACGGCGUGGGGAGGGUACACCGUGCCAACGCUCUGUGGGCCAUGGCGGGGGAGUAGGCGUUGUCUGCAGCGUCGUCCUCGCCGCCACUCUAGAUUGCUCCCGCGGUUGUAUCAGUGUUGUACCAUAUGUUAUCGCUGUGUGAUGUGAUGGUGCGAGACGGG